ACUUCAGUGUGCUAUAACCGCUCUAGAUGAGCGGAUGUGUGUUGUGCCGUGUCUUAUGUGUUUUUUUUUUGUAGUAUAAGGAAAAUAUAAGAUGUACAUCUACGUUGUGAUAAUUACAUUGGCGGUGAUGGUGGUCAAAGCUGAACCUGAGAACACACCGGUUGAUAUUCACGCUGCUUUAAAAGAUAUUUUUGGUGAAUCCUGUACAACGAAAGAUGGAAAAAUUGGGAAAUGUGUGAUGAACAGUGAAUGUAAGCAAUAUAAAGCUGUAGCCACUGACAGUGAUAGUCUUUCUGUUAUGCGGAUACGCUCAUGUUCAAACUACUUACACGUGUGCUGUUUGGUCUUUGAUCCCAACACAAAGAAGGAUACAAAUCCCGUUCAAGAAGAGAAAAAAGGCUGCGGAUGGCGAAAACAAAUCGGUGUGUUAAAUGAAUCUCUGAAUGACAAUGUGACACAAUUUGGAGAGUUUCCCUGGACUGUCGCAAUAUUCAGGAAAGAAAAAAAAGUAGUAAACGGUGAAGACAAGGAAACCAUUAAAUACGCAAACGGAGGAUCUCUCAUCCAUCCCAGCGUGGUGCUGACGGCUGCACAUGUAGUAUCUACACAUCAGGACUUGUUCAUCCGCGCCGGAGAGUGGGACAUUCAGUCGAGACAGGAGCCUUUUCCCCACCAAGACAGGGUGGUCGAUGUCGUUGUGAUUCAUCCACAGUUCAAUCGUGCAAACUUGUUCAAUGAUAUAGCACUGUUAUUUCUAUCGAAGCCAGUGGAAUAUGCCCCCAAUGUAGGGGUUGUGUGCCUACCCCCACAGGGCUACGGGGUUAGUGAGGGCGCGAAGUGCAUGUCAACAGGGUGGGGGAAGAACAUGUUUGGAAAGUUAGGACAGUAUCAAACUAUUAUGAAGAAGGUUCAGCUACCAGUAGUAAGUAAUGCCGACUGUCAAUCUUCCCUUCGUAAGACACGUUUGGGUAGAUACUUCAGUCUAAGUCCGACAUUCAUGUGCGCGGGAGGCGAGACGGGUAAAGACACGUGUCAAGGGGAUGGCGGGUCACCCCUCGUUUGCCCGAUUAACUUUGAUUCAAAUCGCUAUAUGCAAAGCGGAAUUGUAGCGUGGGGUAUUGAAUGCGGCAAUACAUACCCUGGAAUCUACACGAAUGUUGCCGUCUUCAGGCAGUGGGUAGACGAAAUGAUGAGAGAAAGAGGAUAUGAUACAUCUGUUUAUACUUAUUGAAUAAUAAUAUUUUUUUACAAGGUU
This is a messenger RNA of Melitaea cinxia (Glanville fritillary), 1255 nucleotides long. Its product is annotated as phenoloxidase-activating factor 2-like. Lineage: Eukaryota; Metazoa; Arthropoda; Insecta; Lepidoptera; Nymphalidae. The transcript has 9 exons. Gene Ontology annotation, molecular function: serine-type endopeptidase activity. The record is from RefSeq and is a predicted model, not a curated record. Gene Ontology annotation, biological process: proteolysis. Bases 92 to 1231 code for a protein of 379 amino acids.